Molecule: messenger RNA, 837 nt
Organism: Blepharisma stoltei
Lineage: Eukaryota; Ciliophora; Heterotrichea; Heterotrichida; Blepharismidae
Source: the annotation of a GenBank genome assembly
AUGGUUGAAAGCUUUAUUGAUAUUCCAGAUGACUACUGCUGCCCUAUAACAGGAGAUCUAAUGGAAGACCCUGUUGUUGCACCAGAUGGGCAAAGCUAUGAUAGAGCAUCUAUUACAGCCUGAUUCCAGCGUAAUAAAACAAGCCCUUUAACAGGGGCUACUUUAAAAAACACAUUCCUGAUUGAGAAUCAUCGCUUAAAAUCAAUAAUCAGCAGUUUUAAAGAGAAAAUGCCUGAAAUUCAGCGGGAGUGCCAAAUUAAACGAGAUUUAUUAGAAGCAAUAAAAAGCAGAGAAGCAUUCGUAGAAGACCGCUUGAAAAAAGAAGAAGAAAAAUACGUAAUGGUCAAUAAACAGUAUAAUGUUGAAAAAGAAAAAAAUUUGUCAUUAGAAAAUGAGCUAGCCUCAUGCAAAGAAGAAAUUUUGCUCCUACGAAAACAAUUAAAUGAAUCAAGAGCUGCAAAUAAAACUAAAGAUGAAGAAAUCAAAAAAUUAAAAGAAAAGCUGCCAAAAGCUCAGAAUACUUUAGAGGAAAAUAAAGCUGAGGGCGGCCAAAGAAUUAAACCAAUUCCAUUUAUUAUACCUAAAUCAAUAAGAAAUGAUAACCAAGCUAAAAUUCCUUUGGCUGCCCAAGUAGAUAUUCAAACUUCUAACCAACCAAAAGAGCAAAUUGCAAUUUGAAUAUGUCAUUGUGGCAAUGGUAACGACAUUGGCUGAGAUAUAUGCGCAUCUUGCUAUUCCAAAAAGCCUGGGCUAAGUGGAUGGGUCUGCCAAAUCUGCAAAUAUAAAAAUGAUGACAAUAUAAAAGUUUGCAUUAUUUGUAAUACAAAAUCGCCAUAG